This is a messenger RNA of Vicia villosa (hairy vetch), 3184 nucleotides long. RefSeq lists its product as uncharacterized. Gene Ontology annotation, cellular component: chromatin; histone deacetylase complex. Gene Ontology annotation, molecular function: protein binding; transcription corepressor activity. NCBI's taxonomy places the organism in Eukaryota, Viridiplantae, Streptophyta, Magnoliopsida, Fabales, Fabaceae. The transcript has 3 exons. The coding region runs from base 66 to 1883 and encodes 605 amino acids. The record is from RefSeq and is a predicted model, not a curated record. Gene Ontology annotation, biological process: negative regulation of transcription by RNA polymerase II.
AAAAGCGGUUGAGAUUUCAGAUUUCAUUAACAUUAUUUUCUUCUUCUUUCCUACAGGUGAUUCCCAUGCCUAAUUCUGAAGCAGUGCUGCUGCAGCAGCUAUUCAAUUAUGCAAAUCAGACUUCAAAAUCAAUGAACUAUGGUGUUACCGACGAUACAUUAGGGUAUCUCAAUGCAGUAAAAGUUGCAUUUCAAAACAACAUGGAAAAAUAUGAUCAAUUUUUACAAGUCCUGAGAGAUUUCAUUGCUAACAGAAUUUAUAUAAGUGAUGUCAAAGCAAAAUUCAAGACCUUGUUUCAAGGACAUAGAUAUUUAAUUUUUAAAUUCAACUCUUUCGUGCCGAUGAACCAUCGAAUCGCACUAUUUUCACCGGAGGAUACAUUAGGUUUUGUCCGGGCAGUGUUCCAAGGGACUCAAUAUAAGGGAGAAAGUAAACUUAAUGAAUUUUUAAAAGUUUUGAAGGAUUACAAGGAUCAAACUAUUGAUAUAAGUUCUUUCACUUCAAGAGUAAAGGUGGUUCUCAAAACUCAUCCCGAUUUAAUUUUGGAAUUCAACUCUAUCAUGCCGAAAGAACAUCAAAUCACACUUUCAUCCGAGGAAGAAUCUUUUCUCCGGGCACUAAAACUUAUGCUUCAAUAUAAGAGAGAAAGUAAUUUUCAGUAUUAUGGAAAAGUUUUGGAGAAUUUCAAGGGUCUAACUAUUGAUAUAAGUUGUCUCACUGCAAGAUUGGAGGUGCUUAUCAAAAAUCAUCCCGAAUUAAUUUUAGAAUUCAAAAUCUUCAUGCCAUCCGGGAAAAAAUUAAAAGAUGAUGGUCAUCUUGGUCAUUUUCUUCCUUGGGAUGUGCUUGAUAUCAUUUGCAAAAAACUAGAUUUUGAUGACCUCUUUUCGUUUUCUGGUGUUUGCAAGAGUUGGAGGACUUUUCAUAAAUCAAAUUUCUUGUCAUCCCAAGAACCGUUGCUUGUUCAUAUUACUGGUAAUUGUACUCACUCAUAUUCCUUUAUUAGCACACCCAAUCAAAAAGUUUAUGAUUUGACGAUGAUGAGUAGCUUCCAGCCCCCUGACUGUGUCUAUGUUAGAGUUUCCAGCGGAUAUUUCAUCUUGGCCCAUAAAAAUAAUUCAUUUCUGCUAUUAAAUCAAUUUACACUAGAAAAAAGGGUAAUCAAUGCCAACUUUACAGUUGAAUCUCAGUUUUCUGAUCGGUACGAAGCCUUGCUUGCUUUUGAGAAAUGUUCUGAGGAAUAUGUCUUGGUUGUUUUAUGCAAAGAUUCUAGCCAUUUGUAUGUCUAUCAAUCUCGAUACCAUGGUUGGUUUACUUAUUCAACAUUAAAACCUAAGGAAUUGGUAGUCGACUUUGUGGUUUUGAAUAAUAUAAUAUAUGUCGUCACUGACAAAGCCAACAUAGGGGUACUAAACUUGAAUUCCAAAAAUAUUCAAUUUCUAAACCUCAAGAAUACUCCCUCAAAAAUUCCCUCCAAACUUCCCUCAGAUUCCUUUAAAUUGGUUAAUUGUGAUGAGCAACUUUUUGUGUUUCAUUCAAUAUCCAUCAAUUAUAAGAGGGAAGUUUACAAGAUAGACUUGUCAACUAUGAAUUAUGUUAAGAUGAAAACUUUGGGUGACAUUGCAUUAUUUUAUGUUUCUGGGAGAAACUGUCGGGCAUUGAGCAACCCGAAGAGAUUUGGGUACGAGAGCAACCAUGUGUAUGAAGUUAGUAGUCUAUCUCAAUGUACUAAGUAUGAUUGGAAUGCUGGUCGUCCAUCAAAAAUAUGGAGUGCUGGUUGUACAUCAAAAAUAUACCCAUAUCUUCGUUCUCUUAAAGACUUCAAUCUCUUUGAUUGGUGUUUUAGACAUGUAAAAUACGAAGUAGAUUAUUCUUUAGUUGAAUAAUUGUUACAUGGUGUUACGAGUAUUUUUAUGUUUUUCUUCUUUUUCUUUUUGGCUUACCUUCAAUUGAAAAAACUUUAAUUUCUUAAUGAUAAGCAACUGUUUGUGUUCAGAUUAUAAUAAUAAUAUUUCUUUUGUUCUUAUUUAUUGUCCCAUUCAUGUUAAGCUGUAUUUUUUUCAAUUUGAAAUAACCAUCUAAUAAUGUUGGUAAAAUAUAUUAUUACUCUUUAUUUGAUUUGUUAUAUUUAAUUUUGUACUUCAAUAAACUUUAUUGUUAUUAUAUUUAAUUUUGUAUUUAAAUAAACCUUGUUAUAUUUAACUGUGUAUUUCAAUAAACCUUUUAUUCUAACCCUUCCUAAUUCACUCUCACUCUAAUGCCUUCAUAGUUCACUCCAUUGGAUGUUUAUAACACUUCUCAGCCAUUUAUUUCUAACAAGAAGAGAUAAUACAGUAUGCAGCAAAAAUCAAACUUCAAGAAUUGCCCUCGAAUUCAUUACUGAUAUGACAAGAAUAAAUAGACAACGUCUUAACCAUGCACUAGAGUGAGCAUCUAAAACUCGAGGAGAUCUUUGGGAGUUUUGAAGGAGAGUGGAGAGUUGGAAAGGAAUUGAGCAGAAUAUUGCUGCUGCCAGAAUCUCAUUACUGGCUCUCUUGAGAGUUCCAGCAGUAAGGUUAGAGGCGCCGUCCUCAUCGUGAAGAGGAGUGUCUCGGCUGAGCUCCGGUUCAGCAGCCCUUUUCUUUGAUGGUGGAAAGUUAUUAUUAGCAUCCUCCAUUGAAGUAAGAACCUCUAUUUCCCAAAGUUUCAGUACAACAAGAAUAACAUCAGAAAAUACAUUGUACAUUCAAGUUCAACGUAACAGUAAACUAAGCCAUAUGGAGGGGAUGAGAUUGUUCCCCAGCAACAAAUGUAUUUAAUUGAUGAUUGACAUUAAUCCAAGACCAUCCUGAUUCCUUUAUGACUCCCUUUGACUUCAUUAACUUUACAAUUCAUAUUACAUUUAAGCCAAAAUCAAGUAACAUGCUUAAUGCUGUCGAGAAAGUUAGGAGAAUUUAACUUGUCACCCCUCAUUUUAUAUAUGGCAUUCCCUCAAUUUUCAUUCUUCCCAAAAUACCCCAUUCACUAUUUACUCAAUUUUUUAAACUUUUGGUAAAAAAAUGUACCAUUACUCAAUACAUUCAAAAAAUGAAAUUUUCGGUAGUCUAAACAAAUUUCCGAUGGUGAUUUUUGUCGUAUACCGGAAAUCAUUCACAUUCUACAAAUUUCUGGUUGCGAUUAUCCAGAAAUUUUCAAAUUUCCGGGAAAA